UAGGUAGAUAUAAAAAGCGCAGGAAGUAUAUGAGUACCUUAGUUAAAAACAAAUUUAUAUUUUCAAUGGCUAACGUGGUUUCGAUUCUUGUUUAUUUUAUUUAUCGUCAAUUGUUUGAAAGAAAGAUAGAAUCAGUUUGUUAAACCAAUCGGUACCAGGUUCAGAAGUAAGCUAGUCCAAUAUUGCUGAUAAUAUCGUACGAAUUUCGUGACUUGUCAGCCGCGAGGUUGGUAAGAGUUCUUUCUGUCUAAAGGCAAAUGUUUUUUUCGUUAGUGGUUUUUUCAAACGUCAACGGUAGUGGUUAUUUUAUGAAUUUUGAAUUGUGGAUAAUUUUGAAACGUUGUUGUGUUACUUUAAACAAUGUUAGUGUCUAAGAAAAACGUUCCACCGAGAAUUAGAACAACACCCUUGUCUAUAUUUGUUGCUUCUCCAUUUAGUGGUGAUGGAAGUGUACAUGGCAAGGCGAAAAGUGUUUCUCCCGGCACUCCGCUCAGAGCUGCGAGCGGCAGAGGUCUGAAUGCGUCGGCGAGGACCCCGGACCUGAGGACGGCCGGCCAGCAGCCGAGGAGGAUGCCGUCGUCCCGGAGCGGCCUCACCUCGAGGUCUCGGUCCACACCGUCCCUCGUGGACGACCGGGAGACGGAGCGCGGCUCGUCGGUGGAGAAGGGGCGGCUCGCGAGCACCCCGUCUCGCGGCCAGCGGGCCGGCGGCAGAGACAGGCCGGCGGGGGGCGCGCCCCUGAAGAACUACCACAGCGAGACGAGCCUGAACGACCUGGCGUUCGCGCCGGCCGCGCUCGGCGGGGAGGAGGAGACGAGCCGGCUGGCCGUCGCCGUGCGGGUGAGGCCGCUGAGCGCCGCGGAGGCUGCCAACCCCGCGGUGACGAACGUCGUGGCGGUGCAGGGGAACGAGGUCUCGGUGGCCUGCGAGCAGGCGAGGUGCCGGUUCGCGUACGACCACUGCUUCUGGUCGUGCGACCGGGGCCACCCCCAGUUCGCGACCCAGGAGGACGUGUUCGCGACCCUGGUGCGCCCGCUCAUCGACAAGGUGCUGGAGGGCUACAACACCUGCUUGUUCGCGUACGGCCAGACGGGCUCCGGGAAGACCUACAGCAUGACGGGCGAGGACCUGGACUCGCCGGAGGGCCCGGGCCCCGGCGCCGGCGUCAUCCCGCGCUUCUGCCACGAGCUGUUCGGGCGCGUGGCGGGCGACGGCCGCAAGGUGGAGAUGACGUACUGCGAGGUGUACAACGAGAGGAUCCACGACCUGCUGGACCGGCGGGAGGCGGCGGGGCGCAAGUGCCUGCGGGUGAGGGAGCACCCGAGCCUCGGCCCCUACGUGGAGGACCUGGCCGUCAAGGAGGUCCGCUCCCUCCGCGAGGUGCUGGAGUGGCUGAAGAUAGGCAACAACCAGCGCGUCACCGCCUCGACGGAAAUGAACGAGAAGAGCUCCCGCUCGCACUCCAUAUUCAGCCUGACUUUGACACAGACCCAGGUGGAGCUGGUGAUGGGGGAGACCAUGGUGAACACCCGCAGCAGCCGGUGCAACCUCGUGGACCUGGCGGGCAGCGAGCGCGUCGCGCAGACCUGCUCGUCCGGGGAGCGGAGGAAGGAAGGCGUCAGCAUCAACCAAUCACUGCUUACCUUGGGGAAGGUGAUCUCGUCCCUGGCAGAACACGGGGGCAGCAGGAAGAGCUUCGCGCCGUACCGCGAGUCUCUGCUCACGUUCUUGCUGAAGGAGAGCCUGGGCGGCAACUCGCGCACCGUGAUGCUCGCCACGGUCAGCCCGGCGAGCUGCCACGCGGACGAGACGGUGGCCACGCUGCGCUACGCUUGCCAGGCACGCAAGAUCGUCAACCGCGUGCGCGUCAACGAGGUGCCCCAGAUCUCCGUCAUAAGGAGCCUGACGGCGGAGGUGGCGCGGCUGAACGCGGCGCGGGAGCAGUACGAGGGCCACCUGAAGACGUGCGGGGACGACGCGCGGUCGCGGGAGGCGCUGGCGGAGCUCCGGAGGCAGCACGACGACCACCUGCGCGGCUGCCGCGGCGCGGAGGAGACCCGGGGCCUGCGGGCGGAGCUGGAGGAGCUCAGGCGCGCCGCCGCCGCCGCAUCGCAGGGUGAGGCCGCGCUGAAGGAAGAGCUGCGCGCAGUCAGGCGGGAGUACGACGCGCACCUCGGCUCCUGCCGGCCGGGCGUCGACGCUGAGCGAGUCCAACAGCUGGCCGACCAGCUGCAGCUGGCCCGCGCCGAGCUCGCGCAGCUCAGGAGCCGCGGCCAGGCGGACGAGACACGGGCCGUGGCGUCGCAGUGCGACGAGUGGAGGGAGAAGUGCGCGGGGCUGGAGCGACGUUUAGAAGAAUCACAGCAGCUGUGCAAGCAGCAGGACAAGGAGCUGAGCGAACUGAAGCAUCAGCACUUGAAGGAGCAGUCGGACGUUAGCAACCAACUGAAUAACUUUAAUGUGCAAUUGAAAAGCAUCAAGGACCGAUUUACCAACUUGCCACAGUUCUACGACCAACCACUGCCUGCAUCCAGCUACGAGAACACUGCAGACUCAUUACGCACCAGACUCUUGAAGAAGUUGGCGAGUGCAUUAUCAAAUGACAAGUCAACCAGUGCCAGCGAGAUCACCUCGACAUCAGAGGACAUCCAAUCACCUCUCUCCAUCAGUGCCUGCAGUUCAACAGUGAAUGAGGCGGACUUGUCUUCGCCACAGCUGGAAAUUACCCUCGGAAGGCUGUCGACUGGCUCGACCGGCACAGACAACACUGACGAAGAUGCACUCGACCAAACCCAGUCGUUUAUUUCACAGGGUUCCAGCACAGCAGGCCCGGCGGAGGAGACUGCGGAGGAGAUCCUGUACUACCUGCAGGACGGCUGCGACCGCCUGAGGGAGCGGUGCGGGGGCGGGGAGCGGGUGGGGGCGGCCGUCGCUCGGCUCAGUCAGGCCGUGGGAGACCUGCAGGAGGCGCUGCUGGAGACCCCGUCGCAGUGGGAGCUGUCCAGCCACUUCUCCCCGCCCAGCCCCUCCGUCACGCCCGCCAAGCCCAGCCUGCGGUCCCCGGCGGUCGCGCGCCAGGCCACGCCCAAGUGCGUCUCCUUCCGGCUGCGCGACGACGCCGAUGCCGACGCCUAGCCGCCCUCCAUUGUCUGGCUACAGUCACUAGUUCUGGUGGUUUCCAUUGUCUGGCUACAGUCACUAGUUCUGGUGCUUUCCAUUGUCUGGCUACAGUCACUAGUUCUGGUGCUUUCCAUUGUCUGGCUACAGUCACUAGUUCUGGUGGUUUCCAUUGUCUGGCUACAGUCACCAGUUCUGGUGCUUUCCAUUGUCUGGCUACAGUCACUAGUUCUGGUGCUUUCCAUUGUCUGGCUACAGUCACUAGUUCUGGUGGUUUCCAAUCAUACCACUUUCCUGAGGUUAAGACACAAUAAACUUCAACUGCGGUUUUAAUUCAGACAUGGUUGUUCUUGAUUCUCUUAUUGAUAAUUGUUAGAUUUAUAGCAUUAUGCGUUUAUGUACCAAUAACAGGAAAACUUUUUUUUCAACUGUUAAAAAUGAAAUUGUCACUUUUCAAUUAGUUUGUAUAGCUUAUUAAUUUUUUUAUAUGAAUGGGUUUGCAUUUCCAACUACUUUGAAUACAAGUUAAAAUUAUAA
Molecule: messenger RNA, 3654 nt
Organism: Bacillus rossius redtenbacheri
Lineage: Eukaryota; Metazoa; Arthropoda; Insecta; Phasmatodea; Bacillidae
Gene: neb
Product: kinesin-like protein klp-20
Exons: 14
Coding region: 361-3135 (924 amino acids)
Biological process (GO): microtubule-based movement
Molecular function (GO): ATP binding; microtubule motor activity; microtubule binding
Source: RefSeq, a predicted model, not a curated record